Molecule: messenger RNA, 861 nt
Organism: Gregarina niphandrodes
Lineage: Eukaryota; Apicomplexa; Conoidasida; Eugregarinorida; Gregarinidae
Exons: 1
Coding region: 1-861 (286 amino acids)
Source: RefSeq, a predicted model, not a curated record
AUGCCUGAGGAGCACCCGCAAGGACAGCCUUCGCAAGGAUACUCUAUACAGAAGCAAUCAAGGCAGUCCAUGCAGCAGUCCAUGCAGCAGUCCAUGCAGCAGUCCAUGCAGCAGUCCGUGCAGCAAGUAUACGAAGUAAAUGAGCCCCAGGGUCAAGAGCAUCUGGUACCCGAGGCAUACCGGACACAGCGUUCGUGCGAGCACCGCGGGAAGAAAGUGAAGCGGAGAGCGAGUAAAGAAAAAGCGGAGGGCGAAGGGUUCCUUUGCGGUCGUUCGUCAUCCCCGGUACGUCUUGUGGACUGCAUGGCUGAUGUGUGGACGACUUUGAGAAACCGUUGCGCCAAUUUGGGGACGGGGAACAAGAUGUCCAAUUUGGACAGUGUGAGUGAUGAUGGAAAUGAGCAGGCAGUUUUCGGGCACGCGGGUCAAAGAGCCUCCGGGACGGCUCAGGUACAUCCGCGGUGUGUCCAGCACAGUGGCGCUGGAUAUGGAACGCAGUCUGGCGAGCAAUAUGACUACUACGGCGCACAUGACGGUGCCCUUGACGACAUUUAUUUGGCGAAUUUACCUACCCCCGUGAACGACUGUUCGAGACAACAAUUGCAGCCACUCUGCGCUGUGGACGCCUUCUACGGUCUUAGUCUCCGCGCUCGAGGACAAGCCUCACCCGUCGCACGUCACCUGGAAUCAAAAAUCCCGCAAAUGAAUAAAGCCGAGAAGGCACGCGUCGACCAACUCGAAAGCAGUGGCGGAGUCAGUGUCUGCAGCGCCGAACUGGCCAGCAAACAAUUCAUUGAUAUCUACCUCCACAAACGGAGGAAGGAACAAACUAGAGGCUCCAGUUGCCUCAACUUCUACUAA